UGGGAUAAGAAUUAAGAUGUAUAAGAAAACAAAAAAGGAAAAGAAAAAAAAAAAGGUAAUUGUAGAGAAAACUGAACCCGUGUAAAAGAAAGGAAAUAGGCGUAUCUUACACGCAAACCCGUAAAGUACGCGGUUUCACCGCCGCCCCUAAACCCUUUAAAACCACCACACCUCUACCUUUCUUAUUCCUCCCCAAUUCUCUGUGACCCUAGCCCUCGCCAUCGCCAUCGCUCUCACUAUCGCUCCCAAUCAAUUGGGCUUUCUAAUUCUUAGUCUUCUUCCUGUGAAUUUCUUACUUUAGGGUAAAUUCCAAUACCUCACCUUUUCUCGUUCAAUUUUCUCUGGGUAAAUUAGGGUUUUGCUUUGACGAAGACUCCGUAGAAAUUAACCCAUAACCCAUUACUGCGAAUUUUAGAUUUAUUUGGUCAAGAAACCUUCAAUUAGGUGGAGUCCGAAUCCAAUUGGGAAAACGAAAAGACGGAUUCCCGUUUCCUGUUUCUUCACGCAAUUGACAAGUUUCCCUUUCCGACUUGGGAAUAGAUAGAAUUCCUAAUCCUAAUUGGAAGUCUUCGAAUUCUAUAAAGGAUUACCAGGACUUUUGGGUCUGUGUUAACUAGUUCUUGAUGGCUUCUUCUCGCCGCAUUUUCGUUGGGAACAUCCCUUAUGAUGCCACCGAGCAACAGGUCAAGGCUCUCUGCGAGGAGGUUGGCCCUGUUGUGACUUUCAGAAUGGUUACAGAUAAAGACACCGGGAAGCCAAAGGGUUUUGGGUUCUGUGAGUACAGGGAUGAAGCGACGGCGUUUAGUGCGCUGCGAAAUCUUCAGGAUUGUGAGCUCAAUGGCCGGCGUUUGAAGGUUAAUUUUGCUGCUAAUGAUAAGGCCAAUCAUCAGCCGAUUGGUCUCCAAGCAGCUGUUGAUGCAGCCGCCGCAAUGGCGGGAGCUCUAGGCGGUUCUCAGCAGCAGGCAUUGGCUAAUGAUCCUUUGACAGUCCAUCUGUCCAAAAUGUCGAGGAAUCAGUUGGCGCAAAUGGUCUCGGAGAUGAAGGGAAUUGCUGUGGAAAAUCAGGAGAUGGCUCAGGAGCUGUUGCUUGCAAAGCCGCAGUUAAACAGGGCUCUGCUUCAGGCACAAAUGAUGCUAGGAAUGGUCACACCACAAAUGUUGGGACAGGUUAAUAUGAGGCCAAUGCUUCCCUUCAAUAAUGGCCAGCCGCAGCAGCAGCAGCUCGUUCCCAAAUCGGAACCAGUACAGAUCUCGGAGCCUCAGACUCUGGUCACCCCACAAAUGAUGCAAAAGAGGUCAAUGCCUCCAUUGAAUAUGGGCCAGCAGCAGCAGCAGCAAGUUCCAAAAUCAGAACCAGUGCAAAUCUCUGAGCCUCAGAUUCUUCCAACGGGGGUGGACCCUGCUUUGUUGCAACAAGUUUUGAGCCUACCUCCCGAAACGGUGGCUUCAUUGGCACCCGAACUGCGACAACAGGUCAUUCAACUCCAACAGAUGUAUAGGCAAGAUCAGAGGAUCCCUUGCAGCAGUGGAUGAGCCUUAUCAGUAACUUGGUUAGAAUAGGAUAAGCGUUUUGUUUAUCUGCUGUCACAAUGUAAAAAUCUUCAUGUACUUGUCCUUUGGUCCAAACAUUAACGAGAAAUACAGCUUAUUUUCAAAUUCA
Messenger RNA from Rosa chinensis, 1659 nucleotides. Its product is annotated as cleavage stimulating factor 64. Gene Ontology annotation, biological process: mRNA 3'-end processing. Gene Ontology annotation, molecular function: mRNA binding. NCBI's taxonomy places the organism in Eukaryota, Viridiplantae, Streptophyta, Magnoliopsida, Rosales, Rosaceae. The transcript has 2 exons. Gene Ontology annotation, cellular component: mRNA cleavage and polyadenylation specificity factor complex. The coding region runs from base 624 to 1532 and encodes 302 amino acids. The record is from RefSeq and is a predicted model, not a curated record.